Molecule: messenger RNA, 1884 nt
Organism: Rhodotorula toruloides NP11
Lineage: Eukaryota; Fungi; Basidiomycota; Microbotryomycetes; Sporidiobolales; Sporidiobolaceae
Product: transcription factor
Exons: 8
Coding region: 1-1884 (627 amino acids)
Biological process (GO): cellular response to starvation; regulation of DNA-templated transcription
Cellular component (GO): nucleus
Molecular function (GO): zinc ion binding; RNA polymerase II transcription regulatory region sequence-specific DNA binding; DNA-binding transcription factor activity, RNA polymerase II-specific
Source: RefSeq, a predicted model, not a curated record
AUGGCCACGAGCGCCUCGCCCGCCGAGAGCGCCGGAACGAGUGAGGGCGGUCCUCCAGGGUUCUUCACCUCGAACCGACCCGCAGGUACCGCCGCCUCCCGCUAUCCAACCUCUCAGUCCUUCCUCCCGCCGAUCCAGCCCGCGCCUGCACCGACGACGAGUAGCGGUCGAGGAGGUGCCACGCUGUUGAGCGACGAGGAAGACGAGACGGAUUCGACGCCUGGCGCGACGUAUGUCCCGCCUUCUGCGCAGUCGCACUCGUUCGCUCCGCCUUUGCAGCCGAUUGCGCCUGCACCGCCGAGGAGCGGGUCGGUCAAACCACGCGCCGGGUCGGUCGCUUCCUCCGUGGGAACACCAGGCGGGUCGAGCAAGGGGAAGGGGAAGGCCAAGGCUGAUGGGGAGAAGACGUCUGCGGGUGGGAAGAAGGCGAGCGGGAAGGGCGGGAAGAGGGGACAGCAGGUUGGGCCGGAUGGGAAGCCUGUGCCGAAGAAGAAGAAGGCUGGGAGGGCGUGUGCGGCGUGUCAGAAGGCGCAUUUGACGUGCGACGACGCUCGACCUUGCGCCCGUUGCGUCAAGAAGGGCUGUCCUGAAGACUGCGUUGACGGCGCGCGGAAGAAAGCCAAGUACCUGCAGGAGAUUCCGGACGAGCUCCUCGACCGCGGCCGGCAACAUCCGCCUGGGACGGGCCCUCCAGCUGCGACGACGCCGAUUCCUGCUGCCGCUCCCUCGCUACCGCAACAAACAGAGCCAAACUUCUUUCAGGGGUCGCCGACGUUCUCGACUGCAGAAGCGGGACCGUCGCAACCGAUGCUGGCGGGCGUCUCGCAACCGACUCUCACGACCGAGCCCCAACCUCAACCCUUCUUCGACUUUUCCUCCGCUCCGCCCGUUCCUUCGACUUCUGCCGCAGCGACCUACGACCCCUCAAGCUUCUUCUCCUUCCCUUCCAUCUCAGCCGCAACACCAACAGCGACAUCGAUGUCCCUUGCCAACCUCUUCAACGACUCGACCCAAUUCGGAUCCGAAGCAGCAGGCUUUGAGUACGCGAUCCUCAACGCCAUGCUAAACGGCAACGGAUUUGCGACGGAUACGAAUACACAGCCUGCGCUGGGUGGGAUCAACGGCGCGGACGAGGGGUUCAAGCAAGGGAGGGAAGACCCGAUGUUGCUUGACGCGGGCGCAGCGGGCGGAGGCGCGGCAGGUCCUUCGCUCAUUGAUGGGGAAGGCAUCGCACCGAACGGAGCGGGCAGAACCUUCGGAGACGGAAUGGACGGAGCGUACGGACCUGCGAAGGUGCAGCAGCCGGGCGUUUUGACGGCCGAGGAGGCGUAUCGGAGCGUCACAAAGCCGUAUCCGUACGCGCAGAGCUAUCACUUCCUCGUCAAGCAUCUCAAGGAGCGGUUCGAGAAGAACGACAUCCUCCGCAUCAUCCGCGCGCUGGCGACGUUCCGACCCAGUCUCAUCGCCCUGCAGAUGCCGCUGACGGAGGAAGACGAGACCUUCGUCGAGCGCACCUUUCAGCGCACCCUCGUCGAGCUCAACAAGCUCAUCUCGUUCUCUGGCACGCCCACGGUCGUCUGGCGCAGGACGGGCGAGAUCUGUCUCGUCGGGACGGAGUUCUGUCUCUUGACGGGCUGGAAGAGGGAGGAGCUGGUGGGCAAGAAAUACAUCUUCGAGCUCUUUGACACUGCCUCGGUCGUCGAGUACUACGAGUCGUUUGCCAAGCACGCCUUCGAGUCGACCGCGACGUCCAUCACGAUGCAGUGCGUCGUCCUCGCGCCCGAUGGUCGGCCCGUCCCGUGCGCGUUCUGCUUCUCCGUUCGACGAGAUCUCUUCUCGUGCCCUUUCCUUGUGAUCGGCUCGUUCCUCCCCAUCUUGGUCUGA